GAUAAAUAACUUUUUUGUAUUAACAGCUGUGUAUUUGUCAUCUUGAAGUUUUAUUUUUUAACUACAAACAAAAAUGGAUAUUUCUAAGGUAUCGAACGAACAAAAGUUAAAGUUAUGCCGAACAUACUUCUUGGCUGGUUGGGCUUUUCUACCAUUUGUGUGGACCAUCAAUGUUUUCUGGUUUUUCAAUGAUGCAUUCCGAGUACCUCCUUUUCCCGAGCAAGCAAAAAUCAAAAGAUUUGUAAUACUAUCGCUCAUAGGCGCAGUGAUUUGGGCAGCAAUACUUAGCACUUGGGUGAUUAUAUUCCAAACGAAACGCGCUGAAUGGGGAGCUAUGGCUGACUAUAUGAGCUUUAUCAUUCCUAUAGGAAAAGCCUAAACAUAAGUUUAUUAUUUCUUUGCUAUAGCAUUAAAAAAUUUGGUACAACA
Molecule: messenger RNA, 429 nt
Organism: Ceratitis capitata (Mediterranean fruit fly)
Lineage: Eukaryota; Metazoa; Arthropoda; Insecta; Diptera; Tephritidae
Gene: pen-2
Product: gamma-secretase subunit pen-2
Exons: 3
Coding region: 74-379 (101 amino acids)
Biological process (GO): Notch receptor processing
Cellular component (GO): gamma-secretase complex
Source: RefSeq, a predicted model, not a curated record